Cydia pomonella (codling moth) is the source of this 3655-nucleotide messenger RNA. RefSeq names its product nucleobindin-2 (gene NUCB1). The coding region runs from base 186 to 1952 and encodes 588 amino acids. The transcript has 10 exons. Lineage: Eukaryota; Metazoa; Arthropoda; Insecta; Lepidoptera; Tortricidae. Gene Ontology annotation, cellular component: endoplasmic reticulum-Golgi intermediate compartment; extracellular exosome. Gene Ontology annotation, molecular function: calcium ion binding. The record is from RefSeq and is a predicted model, not a curated record.
UAAAUUUAUUCGCGAAAUGGAAUAACAUGGGUAACAGGCAACUAUAUGAACUAUACAAUUUGUUUUCUUAACCCUUUUGUUAAAACGUAUUAAUUUACUAAUAUAGGGUGAAAAUCUACACUGUAUGAUUAAUCUCUGUUUUUAGAAAAAAUACUUUUGUGAUCUAGACAGUACAACACAUUACAAUGAGAUUAUUUCUUAGCUUGUUGUAUGUAACAGUAAUACUCCACUGUUCCUAUGCUCCUCCUGUGAGUCCCGAUAAGUCUGAUGAAAAAGACAGUGAGAUUAAAGAUGAUCUGGAGGAGUACAUGGAAUACCACCGCUACUUGAAAGAGGUCGUGCAAGCACUGGAGAGUGACCCUGACUUUAGGGAGCGCCUGGAAAAGGCCGAUCAGGAGGAUGUGCGGUCGGGUAAAAUAGCAGAGCAGCUGGACUUCGUAAACCACAAUGUGAGGACCAAGCUGGACGAGAUCAAGCGGCGCGAGCUGGAGAGGCUUCGGCAUUUGGCCACGAAGCAAUACGAGUUGACAAAUCAUCUGGAUACGGAUAUGGGAAAAGUACCUACCAACGAGCACUUGGACCACAACAACCCUCACACCUUCGAGAUUGAGGAUCUAAAGAAACUCAUCAAGAAGACCACAGCUGACUUGGAAGCCGCAGACAAGGAGAGGAAGAAGCAGUUUAAGGAAUAUGAGAUGCAGAAGGAAUUUGAGAAGCAUCAAAAACUGGAAGCGUUAGAUGAGACUCAAAAGAAAGAGUACUUAGAAAAAGAGAAGCAAGAGGAAGACGCAAAGAAACACCAUCAACCGCUGCGACACCCUGCGACCAGAGAACAGUUGUUAGAGUUGUGGAAAACCGCCGAUAAUAUGGACCCGAAAGACUUCAACCCAAAAGUGUUUUUCAUGAUGCACGACGUGGACGGCAACGGCGUGUGGGACGCGGACGAGGUGAAGGCACUGUUCAUCAAGGAACUGGACAAGAUGUACGGACCGGGUGGGCCCAACAAGGACCUGCGCGAGCGCGCCGAGGAGAUGGAGCGCAUGCGCGAGCACGUGUUCCACGAGAACGACCGCAACCGCGACGGACUCAUUGAUUUCCACGAGUUCAUGCUCGAGACACAGCGCGCUGAGUUCAACCGGGACGAGGGCUGGAAACCGAUUGAAGAGAACCAGAUUUACACGCAGCAAGAAUAUGAAGAGUUUGAGAGGAGGCGUCUGGAUGAACUGAAAUAUCUGCAACAGCGAGGCUUGAUUGACGCCCACGGUCGACCGGUGCCGGGAGCCCACCACCAGCUGCAGCAGUACCAGCAACAACAGUUUGCAGCGCAGCAACAAGCCUACCACCAGGCUCAACAACAGGGCUACCAUCACCCCGCCGGCCAGCCGCAGUACCAGCAACAGUUCCAGCAACCACCACAACAAUUCCAGGGCCAACAACCACCUCAGGGACAAUUCCAAGGAUACCAAGCCCAGCAAGCACCUCAGGGACAGUACCAAGCGCAACAACCACAGCAGGGACAGUAUCAGGGCCAGCAACCACCUCAAGGGCAGUAUCAGGGCCAACAACCACAGCAGGGACAGUAUCAGGGCCAGCAACCACCUCAGGGGCAGUAUCAGGGCCAACAACCACCGCAGGGACAGUAUCAGGGCCAGCAACCGCCACAGGGCCAGUAUCAGGGCCAGCAACCACCGCAAGGACAGUUCCAAGCCCAACAACCUCCUCAGGGACAGUUCCAAGCCCAACAACCACCGCAGGGACAGGUCCAAGGCCAACACCCUCCUCAAAACCAGGGUCAGCAGCCCCCCCAGCAGCCGGAACAAGCCCAGUUCCAGCAGCAAGCCCAAGGUCAACCGCCGGCUCAGCAACACCAGAACGUUAAUGUGAACCAGCAGCCACCCGCGCCUCCCGCCCAGGGCCAACCGCCGGCCGCACACGUAGAUAGCCCUAAAUAACUUAAAAUCUCCACGUAAAUGUAAUAAUACUACUGUUGAAAUUGCCCGCUUCGGUUAUAUUUGUAUUUCGCAAAUAUUGGUGGCUAAGAUAAAGGAACAGAAUGCUAAAUUGUUGUAAUUUUGACAGCUGAACACGAUAGUGCUAUAUACCCCUUGUUUUACAAAUGUGUACCUAUAAAUUCAAAUCUUUAUUAAUAACGCCAAAGUUGCAGGUCACAAGUUUUUACAAUAAUAAUAGGUACAAUAUUCAUAACUUAUGUAUACAGUAGCUUAGAACACUUCCCAACUUAGUACACAGUAAAUUUAUUAGCCAUUUUUUAAUAUUUCAUUUUCAUACCUGUAAAUUUAAAAUAAAAAUUGUCGCAAAUUUUCUAAGGUCUCAAAAUUGCCUGAUACGUAACGAGCAACGAUAACGCUUGGCAAAGAUUAUACACACAAGUGUGCCUACUUAAAAAAAUUAUUUGUUCCCUAGUUGGAUAGAUGGCAGCACCAUGUCUCGCUAUACUGUAAUUCAGUAAAGGAUUCAAGCAAAUACUGCUCGCCCUUAGGGUUGGUCAUAGAAAAGGCGCAUAGCAGCAGAGAAUUUGGGAAGGGUACUGCCGUGGCCGGGUGGUCUCGUUGGCCGCGUAAAUUGAAGACGCUUGUUCUUUAGUGUGUGUGUGUGUGUGAGUUAGUAACAAGCGGUGGUGGCCGAGUGGAUAUGACGUCUGACUUUCAAUCCGGAGGUCGCGGGUUCAAAUCCUGGCUCGUACCAAUGAGUUUUUCGGAACUUAUGUACGAAAUGUCAUUUGAUAUUUACCACUAGCUUUUCGGUGAAGGAAAACAUCGUAAGGAAACCUGCAUACAUCUGCGAAGAAAUUCAAAGGUGUAUGUGAAGUCCCCAAUCAGCAUUGGGCCAGCGUGGGGACUAUAGCCCGAGCCCUUUCGCGUCUGAGAGGAGGCCUGUGCCCAGCAGUGGGACGUAUAUAGGCUGAAUUAUUAUUAUAUUAUUAUUGCUCUUUAGUGUAUGACAUCUUUUUCAGGUAAUUAUUUAUAUAUAUUAUCCUGUCGUAUGUGGCUGGGUCAAAAAGUUGUGGGUUCAAGCCUCGGUUGUGUAGUAUAGAGCUAAAAAGCAUUUACUAAAAAAAUACAAAAAGAUGGCCUUAAACUGUGGUCAGGAUCCUAACCACGCACAGACGAGAGGUUAAAGUGGCGUGACUACUAAAAAACAAUUAAAAAAAAAAUAUGGAGUUACAGGUGUUCAUAGGCUACGGUGACUGCUUACCAUUAGGCGGGCCGCAUGUUUGUUUGCCACCGUCGUGGUAUAAAUAAAUUAAUAAAAUAAUCAAAUUAUUUAUUCCCUCCCUUGUUGGAAAGUGCACGAUCUGGUUAAGCUGUAUAAAUUAUAAUUUGUGCUUCUGAUUAUUCUUCUGUGUGGUUAGUACAAAGAUAUGUUUGUCUGUAAUUUGUGGUAUUCCUUUUGCAUGCAAACGCUCCCUGUAGCUCAAAAAUGAAAGUUACCGAAGAGCACAACGUAAAUCGUAGUUAAGUACCUAUCCUGAAGCGAAAGCUAGUGAAUGUGUCUCAUGAAUUGUAUCGUCCCAAAAUUUGUUUUCGUUCACGUACUGUGCAGCAGUAUUGUCAGUUUUUUGAAAUUACAUUACUUACACUUAUUUGUAAUAGUUUAUGAUAAACGCUUUGAAUUAAAAAUUGUUAUGGCAUAA